Messenger RNA from Tetranychus urticae (two-spotted spider mite), 1581 nucleotides. RefSeq names its product protein lin-52 homolog. Lineage: Eukaryota; Metazoa; Arthropoda; Arachnida; Trombidiformes; Tetranychidae. Gene Ontology annotation, biological process: regulation of DNA-templated transcription. The record is from RefSeq and is a predicted model, not a curated record. Gene Ontology annotation, cellular component: DRM complex.
CACUUAUCCAAUAUAAGAUUGUGAUAAAAAGUAUUGUUUAAAAAACCGUGUUUUAAUUUUCCUUGUUUUGGUAUUUACUGUAUUGAUCAACUAAUCUGAAUCUUAUUCAGAUUGGAUUUACAUAGAUUUAAAUCUAAUGUCAAUCAAUAUGUCAGGAACUGUUGUUGUUCCAAGAAACUUCAGAAUGCUUGAGGAUAUUGAACAAGGUCAGAAAAGUGGAAAUGAUGGUGCAAUGAGCCACCAAGACGAUUCGGAUAUUAAUCUUACACAAUGGACUGGAAUGAUUCAAGAAUUUGAGAAAUCAUUGUUCUCAGAAGAAAGGUUGGAUGCUUCAAGUCCGGAUUUAUGGCCAGAACAGAUUCCUGGAAUAACAGAUUUCCUAGCUCGUAGUUCUCCUAUUAAUACCGAAAUGUUUAAUAAUGAAACUUUGGUUGGCGAGAAACCAGAAACACCUGAAUGGUUAGCAGAUUUGGAUCAAGAUGACAUAAAUAUGCUUCAUGGUUUUGGUAGCUUGACCACAUUUGCCUUACUCGAUAGAGUUAAAGAACUUCAAGAUCUCUCUUUCCAAUUAGGGCUGGAAGAAUCAAGAGAGAUGACACGAGGAAGACUACUCGGAGUAUUAUCUUCGGAGAAUAAUCCACCUUCAACAAGCUCUGGUCAAGUUUACAGCAGAGAUUAACAUGAAUCAUACGAAAGUAAAUAUUAAAUCGCUGGUUGAUGUUAAGAGAUGGAAAUAUUCUUGACUCUUUCAGUGGGGAAUGAAUGGAUUAAAUUCCUGGUCAGUGCAACUUAACUAACAAUAUUUGUGCAUAAUUAACUCUGAUCGAUGAAAAUCAAGACAACAAGCUGUUCAAAAAAAGAUUUUUGCACAUUAAGCAAAUAACGAAACAGUCAUUUUAGCCUGUUGUAUACCUGUAAAUUGUCUAUAUCCUAUCUUUGAAGAUAUUAUUGGAUCCAAGGGGUCUCUUAAUUACAAACUUUGGAAACGAAGAUCAACUGCAUCUUUUUUUCACCAUCACAUUUGGGCUGUUACUUGACUGCAUUUUGACGGGGAUCGGAUUCAAUAUCGCAAAUAGAAAGCGUAGAGUAAUGGACUUCAACGAGAAAAAAACAAAGUUUUACUUCAAUAACGUUUGUUUGGAAGAAAGAUGCAAUAGAUGUUUAUAUGUAACUUAUCAUAUUAUAUUUAUACAAUGAUGAGCAAGGAUCAUGAUGCUGAUUAUUACCACUACUAUCUCUACCAAUCAAAUUCAUGACGAUGUAAUUGACUUUACCUUGCCUUUUCAUUUAACCUCAUUUUUUGGUACAACCUUUGAUUCCUUUUGUAAAGGUUUUAUAACAAUCCACGAGGUAUCUAUUAAUUGUCUUACAUCCUCUCCAAGUUGAGCUUCAUGGACUGGUUCCAGGGACAUGAUGUCAGCCUCUCUUAACAAAAUAUUAUUAACACAAUUAUUGUCACACUUAUGUAUCAAUUUUAAAAUACCGUUCCAGGCAAUCAUUACUCCAUUGUCUGUACAGAGAUGCCUCGGUGAAGGGGCCACAACUUCUAUUUUUGUCUCAUCAUAAAAUGUAUCCAUUUUA